Trichomycterus rosablanca is the source of this 2827-nucleotide messenger RNA. RefSeq lists its product as uncharacterized. The transcript has 11 exons. Bases 1 to 2550 code for a protein of 849 amino acids. NCBI's taxonomy places the organism in Eukaryota, Metazoa, Chordata, Actinopteri, Siluriformes, Trichomycteridae. Gene Ontology annotation, cellular component: nucleus. Gene Ontology annotation, molecular function: transcription cis-regulatory region binding. The record is from RefSeq and is a predicted model, not a curated record. Gene Ontology annotation, biological process: regulation of transcription by RNA polymerase II.
AUGGGGGGGAGUGUGAAGGAAAGAGACAGAGAGAAGGAGGGGGGUGAGGGAAUGUUGGACUGCAAUGGAGCAGAAUGCCAUACAGAAACAGAAUCAUGUGAGUGGUUAGGCCCCCCGUGCUGCCUGCGAGGCUCCUUUGCAUUCUACAAGUCGGUGUGCUACAAGCCCAACACCGAUGGCCCAGUCAAGGUCUGGAGACUGGGAGAGUUCUACUACGUGCGCUGUAGCCCUCAGGAGCCAAUCUGUAUUGCCGAGGUCACCCUGCUGUGGGAGGAUCAGCGACAGCGCUACCCACUGGCCAGCUGCAGACUCUACUACCUGCCGGAGGACACUCCCAAGGGCAGGACCGAGGAACAUGGAGAGGAUGAAGUUGUUGGUGUCUCAAAGAAAGUUGUGGUCCGAGUGGAGAACUUGGUUAAAUGGACCUGUCCAGAACCGCCUAAGUGGAAAGGUGGCUCCUUAAAGAGCCGUGACCCUCCUAUAACUGACAGUUCUUUAUGUGUAUCAGCCACAGAGGAUCUAAAGACUAAGGGUAAGUAUGACACUUCAGAAGUGCAGCAGAGGGUUAAGGUGCUGAGUUACCCACAGUACUGUCGCUUCCGCACCCUACAGAAAAGACUCCAGCACCGGGCUGGCUGGUCCAGCUUGCAAGAUCCACAUCUCAUGGCUUUGGGAUGGAUGAGAAUGGCCUUGCACAACACCCGAGUCCUGUACUGCAGAGACACCUUCAGUCACCCCAGUCUAGACAGCAACCCCAGUUUAACAUCAGAGAUUGGAUGCCUCUCAGUUAGUUUGAAGGGACGCCCUCGAAAACGAAGGGGCAGAGACAGUGAUGGAUCCGAACCGCCAAGCCUCAAUCAUUGUGACUCUUGGGGAGAGCGAAUAAAGGACAAUGGGAUAAGCAGUGAGGCACUGAUGUUCGAGGGUAGCUGGCUUUCUCACCCAGAGAGGCAGCUCUUCCUGGAUCAGCUGUAUCUCUUCAUGGAACGUCGUGGGUCUCCCAUCGGCAAGGUCCCAAACCUGGGCUUUAAAAAGAUUGACCUUUUCGUGUUGUAUUCAGUUGUCAAAAAGCUGGGUGGCUAUGAUGUGGUGACAUCUCAGAAGUUGUGGAAAGUGGUUUAUGAUGAGCUGGGUGGAAGCCCUGGUAGCACCAGUGCCGCAACAUGUACCAGAAGACAUUACGAAAGGUUGGUGCUUCCAUACGAGCAGCACCUUAAAGGAAGCAGUCAGGGGCUCAGCAAGACCAAAGCAGCAGAUACAGCAGCUUUGGCUGAAUCAAUCAAAAAGCCUGGGCGUGGCAGAAAAGUACAGACUGUUACAAAAAAGAAUAAGGUUGCUAGUCAGGCUGCACCACCGGAUGGCGUAGUGGUACGAAAAAGAGGACGCCCUCCUGGCAAAAGGAAUGCCAAGUUUCUUCCCAAGGGCAAAGUCGGGAGACCACCAUCACAUACCAAACCAGACGAGCAAGAAGUUUCCCAACCAUUGCCUGUCAUUAAAAUACUGAUCCCUUCCCAAGCUACCACAGCUCCUGCUUAUCCAGCCCUUCAGCCGAAAUUGGAAGAUGUGAAGAAAGAGCAUGAAUUUUCAACUCCUAGCCUAGCGUCUGGUCAAUCUAAGCUCCAGAUUGGAACCUCUUUGGAAGGGUUCAGCCCUACGAAAGGUAUGUGUCCUCUGGACUUCUUCAGGGCUCGUUUGGGUCUCAGUGGAGUCGGUGGUCCAGAAAGCGCUGAUAACUCCUCGAUCAUGAGUCAGACCAAAGUCGGCAGUCCUGAGACACCUGAGGUUUUACAACACCAGUGUUCUGGGUGCAACGUGGACCAUUCAUCUUGGGCCGGAUCCCCAAAAGAAGGCCUGACCGCCAGACCCUCACUGCCUCCUCUCAAGAUCCUUCCGUUGAACAUUGAUUGCAGCCUUCAGUUACACCAGCUGAUGCACACUCGACUAGGUUCGGCGCACAUGAAUACAUUUACCAAGCGCCUCUCGGAGGCACUAGCUCAAGAUCUCGGGAAGAACCAUCAAAUCACUAGGAACAACCUGCCGCUUUCUCAGGAGCAAGCUAUGCCGCUUAACCUGAGCAAGAAAACUACAACCAAGAGGUCUUCUGAUGAUUCCCAGUGUGGAGAAUCCGAAGCCAAGAGCCUUAAGAUGGAACCUGUGGAUCUCCGCUUGAGUCUGAACCAGAACGGAGGUUCCUCACCGGUCACAAAAAUUCAAGAUGAACCAGCCGAUCUGAGCUGUCCACGUCGAGUCAGGGCUCUUCAGGACAGGACAAGCUCCGGGUUAACUUGCAGCGAGACUCGGCCUCAGAGUCCAAACGUUUCUUCCAACUCAGUCUUUCCUUUUAGUGUUUUUUCUCCUGGUGGUGCUCUGAGAAAUGAUUUUAUCCCAGUGGAUCUUAAAUUAAGAGAGAUGUGUGUGUGGAAAACAGAACCUGAGAGAACUUCGGUGAACCAGCAUGCAGAAUCCUGUGCUAAGGGUGAGCACCUUACCCAGUGUAUGCCUUAUGAGGAUUAUAAAGUUUCCUUUUCCAAGCCCUCACAAAGCUGUUGAAAAGCCGGCGAGAAACAUCGCCCGUUUAAAAACGUCUAACUGCUAACACUUGUCUACUUCACCAUUCCACUUUAUCCUUCUGUACCCGUAGCACAUUUAUUGUUCAAAUGGACAGUCAGACUUCGAUGGUGCCUUAACCUGCUGAGUGUGGAAAACACUACUACUACUACUGUACUCCUUAUGUAUUUUACCCCAUGGCUAACUAAAGACAAAGUGUUCUAUGCAGAGGACAUUAUAUAUUUUUGGUGCAUUUUAUUUUUCUUUGGCCCAGUCAACA